This is a messenger RNA of Seriola dumerili (greater amberjack), 2344 nucleotides long. RefSeq names its product zinc finger CCHC-type containing 9 (gene zcchc9). The coding region runs from base 73 to 882 and encodes 269 amino acids. The record is from RefSeq and is a predicted model, not a curated record. Gene Ontology annotation, molecular function: nucleic acid binding; zinc ion binding. The transcript is spliced from 6 exons. NCBI's taxonomy places the organism in Eukaryota, Metazoa, Chordata, Actinopteri, Carangiformes, Carangidae.
ACAGGGAAGAAGAGUGAACACUUCCGGUAACAAUACAAACACAUGGGCUGAAAACGUCUCAGGUGUGCAGUCAUGACGAGGUGGGCGAGAGCCAAUAAUGUCCAUAAACACAAACCAGCAGAGGCCACUCCAUGGAGUCAACUCAGAGGAGGAGGAAGAGGAGGAGGAGGAGGAAGAGGAGGACGAGGUCAACAAGGACCUCAGAGGGACCACCUGAGAGGGACUCAGCCCGGUGGAUCAGCUGUGAAAAAACCCAACCGUAAGAAGAAGGACUAUGCGAGCGAGGACGUGAACGGGUUCCUGGAGUAUCUGCAGCAGACCGGACAGCCGCUGCCCAGAGGGGGAGGGAGGGAGGAGGAGCGGGAGCUCAGGGAGGAGGUGGAAGUCGCCCUGAAGAAAGACAGGAGGAGAGAGGACAGAAGGGUCAAGAGACAGAACAACAAGAAGAACAACAUGCUGUGUUUUAACUGCAGGAAGCCCGGCCACGGUCUGGCAGACUGUCCCGAGGCCGACCGAGACGAGGAGAUGGGCCGAGGCAUCUGCUACCGCUGCGGCUCCACCGAACACGAAAUCCACAAGUGUAGAGCUAAAGUGGAUCCUGCUCUGGGUGACUACCCGUACGCUAAGUGCUUCAUCUGUGGUCAGACCGGACACCUGUCCCGCUCCUGCCCAGAUAAUCCUAAAGGACUUUACGCACAAGGAGGAAGCUGUCGUGUCUGUGGGUCAGUGGAACAUUUUCAGAAGGACUGUCCGGAGCACCAGGCUGCAACGAACUCUGUGACGGUCGGCUGGUUGUCCAACAACAUGAGCGCGGACCACGAGGAAGUCCAUGUUCCAGUGAAGAAAGCCAAACCCAAACAGACGAAGGUGGUGACGUUCUGAUUGGCUGAGAAGGUCGACAGCUCCACACACACACACACACACACACACACACACACACACACACACACAGCUCAGACCAGCUUCAGCUCCUGGACUCCAGCACACGGACUAAGAACCAUCCAGUGACGUGGUUCAGACACUUUCUGUUUGUCUUCGUUUAUGAUCCUAAAGCUUCUUUAUAAUAAACUUGUGCUUCUGUGUUUUUACAGCCUCAUUUUAUUUCAUUAUCAACGUGAUCGUCACGUAGAAACAUCAGACACAGCUUAACUCAAGGUCCACUCACCAGCUUUUUCCAGAGCUUUCAAAUGCAUCUUCCACUCUGUCUGGAGCAGAUGAAAAAAAAUGAAUAAUUUGUAUAUUUUAACUUUUGAAAAGUUAUUUGUCUUUUUAAAAAAAAAACAGCUGCUGACAAAACAAUUGAGUUUUUUAAAAUUUCCAUCUAACAGCAGAAAAUUGUAAAUUUCUCAGUAUUUUAUCAGACUGCAAUAUAAACGAGACAGCUUCCCAUUAGAAAAGAUGACACAAAAUCAACUACUUUAGCACUUAGUUUCUUUAUGUAGAACUUAAUAUUAAUUCAUUUAAAAAGUAAAAACUAAUUCAGUUGCUCAUGUAAAGUAUUUUAUAAUAAUAAUGUAUUAAACUUGCCGGCUCUGAAUGAAGCUUUGUGGCUGGUGUGUAUUCCCUUUAUGUGAGGUGUUGUGUGUGGAGGUGUAAUGUGAGGACUCGGCCACUCGGGGGCAGAACUGAGCUGCAGCAGUGAAGCUCGUCCUGAUGUCACUGAUGCUGAGGAGCAGACACACUCGAGCACAGACAUCCUUUAACUGUGCAAAGUGAUGGUUUCCAUAAUGUGUCCUGCAUUAGGACCUGAUCACAGUGGAAACAGCAUCGUCUGCUCUCUAAAGGACGUGUCACAGCUGAUCUCCUCCUCACAGACACCAGGGAAUAAAGUGAUGACACCGUCUGAUGGUAUUUUUCACAGCAGGGGGAGGACAGUCGAACCUCCGGCAGGACGGAGCGCUGUGCGACUGAUCGAUGAGGUUGUCGACACCCGGACUUGAUCAGAAACACUGAGGCUGAAACUUAAUGCGUCAGCAGCUAAUGAGCGUGAGGCUGUGACACACACAGAGUCUCAGAGGAAACCUCGUAAACAACAGACAACCAGACCGGACUGUUUUCUGGACUCGGUUCAGCUGCUCACUCCAGAUAAAGUUCUUCUGUUUUCCUGGACCAGGAGCAGAGAUCCCUGUGUGUGUGUGUGUGUGUGUGUGUGUGUGUGUGUCCCUGGAGAGCAAGAAACAAGGUCUUACAUCAUUGAUGAUGCAAAAGGUUUCUGGGAAAUCCUCAGUUCUUUGACCAGCGUUCAGUCCGUGGCGACAGAACUUGUACCUCAGUCCAUGAGAAAACCCUGAGACUGCCAGACCCGGUGUGACCCGGGACGUGGACUUCUCCUGCGGCCACAGAA